GUCGCUUCCAGUUAUUGAUGCGGCGGAUGAUGGCAAUGGCGGCGAUGGUGGUUCCAUGGACGAUUGCUGGGAUGUGAUGAAGGAUCUCCAGUUCCUCAUCGCCACAGACGAACAACUCCAAGACGAACUCGCACAAGUCUGUGAGAUCUUGGAUUCGGAUCAAGCAAGUACAUCCGUUUCUUGCGCCCCCGACUCGGAGGAGGCCGCGACGUCGGCAGCGUCGAGUCUGCUUCGCCGGUCGUCGCGCCUUGACGAGGAUUCCUCCUCCACCGAUGGAGUUUCACGUUCUAAGGUAGCGACGACGUUGCCCUCAACCUUGUCGACGAAGCGCAAAGUGGCGGCGGCCAUUCUACCAGAGAAGGGCAAGCCCAAGCCGAUGCGGUCGUCGGUGCGGCAGCGCGAAGAGAUCCAUUUGCUGCGACGACAGAUCAACGAGCUCACGAGUCGUCUUCACGCCAAGGAGACGACGGACAUGACCACGUUAGACAUGUCAUUGUGGGAACGCACGGCGAAACUCGAGUGCAUCGAAAAGAACAAGGCCGUACACGAGAAUGAGCAGCUCAAGGACGCCGUGUACCAGCAGGCCACGUUCAUCGAGCAGAUGCAGCGCGUGCUCCGCAAGAAGCCCCGCAUCGGGGCCAACAUCAUGGACAUCCAUUCCGACGACUGGCAGGCGUACAAGUUGGCGGCGCAGGUGUCCCUUCGAGAGGCGGCGAUCCAUGCGAUCGCAGAUCGGCAGUACCGCCGCAUGCAGAGCGCGUUUAUAAAGGCCGGCGUGUUCCACCGAGACCGGUGUCUGUUCCAAAUCCAAGCGAUUCCACAGCCAGACAACUCGUUCUUGGUCGAGAUGGUCACACACUUGACGUUGGACGCGCCGUUUCGACUCGUGGCCGCGCAGGCGUGGCAAGUGUGCGACGGCGAGCUUGCGAUCGACCUGCCCGAAGGCGCCGCUGAGACAUUCCAACACAUUGACCCGUAUACAGUGUACGGCACGCUGCUGCUUCCGCACAUGGGCGUGCAAUGCCACUCGAACACCAUACGAAAGUACUACAUCGAGCAGGAUCGCCAUGUGAUACUGUCACGGUCGGUCUUGGAGGAUGCCGCCGUGCCGCACAUGUCGAAAGGGGCCGUCGAAAACCGAACCAUGUGGUUGCAAGUGACACCGUUGCCAGACGACUCAAAUCAGUGCCGCUUCACGCUGCUGCAGCAAUUAGUGUGGCCCGUGGAGGACUUUGCCAAGGAAGAACAUGGGCUGGACAACGUCGUGACUGCCAUGAAGCGCGUGUGUUUUGGCCAAGAGGUGCGACCGGGGACGCUACCGAUGGCCGAGUGGCAGAUGGAUCUGACCAAGCUGCCGUAUCCGAGCAUGGGCGCAUUUGCCGAGCGAGGGCGGCGGUUCGUGCGGCUGCUCAAAUCCAAAGUGAACGAAGCGAUUGAAUCGUUCCACGGCCAACAACACGACACAGACCCGUUGCUUGUGUGAUAUAUGUUUAAUACAACGAGUAAUAAGGAUAAUAAUACUGUAACUACA
Messenger RNA from Aphanomyces astaci, 1531 nucleotides. RefSeq lists its product as hypothetical. The coding region runs from base 56 to 1483 and encodes 475 amino acids. The record is from RefSeq and is a predicted model, not a curated record. The transcript has 4 exons. NCBI's taxonomy places the organism in Eukaryota, Oomycota, Saprolegniomycetes, Saprolegniales, Verrucalvaceae.